AUGUCCCGCGUCCCCAACCUCACCAACCAAAGCGUGGUCUCCGCACACACAGACGACACCAUGCUCACCCACCGAAGCUCCCUGCAUCCCGAGAACGAGUUCCGGCCCGAGGUCGACUGGGAGUCCGUCUCGCUCGGACUUCCGCGCCUCUGCCGCUACGACCCACCAGACUACGACAUCGGCAUCGCGGCCGUCUGCGACCCCGAGGACGAGGACGAGCGAGACCCCGGCUGGAUGCUCAUCGUGCACGACCUGGACCAGAAGGAGUGCCGCUGGUAUGCGCUCGGCGCGACGAAGAAGUGGUGGCAGAUCGGGCGCCGGAAUUUCCAUGGCAAGUGUCUAGUCCGGGAGAGGACGGUAUGGAAGCAUAAGUUCUGCAAUGCGUUGCGUGAGAAGAGGAGGUUGGGGACUAUUUCUGCGAAAGGCUUAGAGGCUUUCGAGGAGGUCUUUGCGAAGAUUAGGUAUCAGGAGAGGAGGACUACGAUUGAGUUUAUACGCGAGUGUCUUGGGAGGUGUAUAAGGGAGGAGUGCAUCCUUGAGGCGUCUGUUUUGGGGUUGUUGGAUGAGUUGGCGGGAGUAUGA
Aspergillus mulundensis is the source of this 582-nucleotide messenger RNA. RefSeq lists its product as uncharacterized. The record is from RefSeq and is a predicted model, not a curated record. The transcript has a single exon. The coding region runs from base 1 to 582 and encodes 193 amino acids. Lineage: Eukaryota; Fungi; Ascomycota; Eurotiomycetes; Eurotiales; Aspergillaceae.